AUGUCAACGCCAGCGCGUGCCGAGAUCCAUGCAUUGUAUAGAAAUUACCUUCGGCUUGUGAGAGACUGGCCGGCAGAUAAAGUGCGACCACGGAGAGAUAUGAAGCAAAUGUUGGCACAACGAGUAGAAGAAACCUUUCGACGACCACUUGAAAACGAACACGAACCUUUUGAUAUUAAGGAUGCUCAGCAACAACUUGUAGCUCUUGAAAAAUUACUCAACAAUGACUUUAAGAACAAGUAUCCCCUUUCUGACACGAUCCUCUCGCCUGCAAGCAAUCCCAACUAUUACUCACGUCUUCUUAAUUCUUUGGGCACAAAGAAUUCGCCUUUCAAGCUCUUUGGAAAGAAAUAG
Lichtheimia ornata is the source of this 354-nucleotide messenger RNA. RefSeq lists its product as uncharacterized. The transcript is spliced from 2 exons. Gene Ontology annotation, cellular component: mitochondrion; Cbp3p-Cbp6 complex. The coding region runs from base 1 to 354 and encodes 117 amino acids. Lineage: Eukaryota; Fungi; Mucoromycota; Mucoromycetes; Mucorales; Lichtheimiaceae. The record is from RefSeq and is a predicted model, not a curated record. Gene Ontology annotation, molecular function: ribosome binding. Gene Ontology annotation, biological process: mitochondrial respiratory chain complex III assembly.